Molecule: messenger RNA, 2010 nt
Organism: Talaromyces amestolkiae
Lineage: Eukaryota; Fungi; Ascomycota; Eurotiomycetes; Eurotiales; Trichocomaceae
Exons: 1
Coding region: 1-2010 (669 amino acids)
Biological process (GO): DNA repair
Source: RefSeq, a predicted model, not a curated record
AUGGACUCCGUAGUCCAUCAUUUGGACUUGAUUUCAAAAGAUCUCGAGGCCGCUCGAAACGAAGCUGCGAAACAGGCCGUCAAAUACCAGGAAGACACCGACAAGCUCAACAAGAAUAUCAGGAGUUUGGAAUAUCAACGGAAGACCGACCAGCAGCGAAUCAAGAAGCUACAGUCUGAUAUUGCCGACUUACAACGCUACAAGAAAGCUACCAACCCUGGUGCUCAUGAAGACGUGGUAGUGGAGGAGGAAGAUGAUGGCAGCGAUGAUAGGAUGAUUGAGACGAAGCUGCAGAAGUUGAAGGAGAAAUACGAUCCUGAGAAAGCAACCGCCAUCUCUUGGCCCGAAGGUCGCCUGAGUGUUCAAUUGGUCUCGAGCAUCCAACGGCUGAAGAACUCUUAUAAUGACAUUUAUAAGGAAACAGCGGCUCUAGUAAAAAUUAUCAGCUCUCUUCGAGCCCAGGUCAAGCAUCACAAAAGAAGAGCUGAGCAAUGGCAACGCUGGUGUGCCGAAUCGUCUGCCAAAGACAAGGCCCCUACAGAUACGAACCUGGACACUAUUGGCCCUUCGAUUGAGCAAUGUGUCCACCAGCAGAACAAUACUCUUUCGACUCCAAAAUCAGUCCGUACCCAAGAUGAGGGACAAUAUAUUCCCAGUAGCUCUGCAGUCGCUUCAACGGCAUCAAAUUCAUCACCAAUACCUCCCAUUUCAAGCAAUGAAGCAAGGGGCAACCGUCCGGACUAUGACAGUGGUGACCAGUCACGCAUAACCCGCGUCAAGGACGAACCUCUUUCUCCUGGAUCCCUAGAAGGCCCAUCUCUAGGCGAAGAAAUAUUUCCAGUUGCAUCCGAGGACCUUGACGAGGUUGGCGAUACGGUGACCACACCACGGAGCCGAAGAUUUGCUGUUUUUGAGGAUGGUGUGUCUAGACUACAGCAUGAUGGACCGAUAACUACCCCCAAUUUUCAAGGAGAGCGUCGCGCUUUUCAACCCAAAGAUACCAACCAGAUCAAUCAGUUUAGAACACCGCAAGAAUCAGCUUUCAAACGACGAAAGACUUGUGACAGCGGGGCGUCUGCAAUUUCAACUGUUGCCGAAGACGGAGAGGAUCAGAAUUAUAUCCCUUCAGCCAUAAAAGUUGCUACAGAUGAAAAUGACACCCCCUCGAAAGGACCAGUUCGACCCUCAGAUGCGCAUAGACGACUUGACGAUCUGCUGGCGGCCCGUCCACACAGGCAGAGUCCUGCACUUGAUCGUCCUAGAACCCGUAUCCUAGUUCAAUCGACGACACCCGUUUCUAGGCCGGGGAAUCAACCGGCUUCAGUCAGCGCAAAUCAGACGCCGUGGUCGAAUGGACCUACUAAGGCAAUUACGGGUUAUAUGAAGACUGCAGAGAAGCGUCCCGUCGCUAAAAGGAAGUUUCAAUAUGAAACAAACCCAACCACAAAGACAAACAACGAUGAGGAUUGGGAAGCAAUCGUGAAAUCCAGGCCUUUCAGAGAUUUACCCGUGGAUUGUCUCGACCUCAGUCAUUUCAAGCUGAAUCCGGCAAGAAAUCAGGGUCUCGACUACGCUUUCAAAGAGGUCGUUCGGGGAGAAUCACGCAAAUGUCUUCCUGGAUGUAUGCGAACCGAUUGCUGCGGAGAAAAGUUCCGCGCCAUGGUGCGAGCGACAGGGAUCAAAUACGAUUCUGAGAAACAUCGGGCUCUCCUUGAAGAGCAUCUUGGAGAUAAAAAGAGUGCACUCCAGCAGUUGAGUGAACAGGCACUGAACGGGUUGCUGAUUGAAGCAAAAGCCAGGCAAUUGGCCAAUCAGUUUGGCAAGCAUAGACACGCUUAUGAACGCGCUCGUUCACCACCGGGGUUCUGGCGGACAGACAUGCCGACUACGCAGGAAUUGGCCAAGGAUCGCAUGGAAGCUGAUCGCAUGGAUCGUGAAAAGAUAUACGAGAGAGUGUCGGAGGCUAGGCGACCAGAUGGGCUUUGGAAAUUUGCGGAUGAGAUUGAUUGA